Seminavis robusta is the source of this 477-nucleotide messenger RNA. NCBI's taxonomy places the organism in Eukaryota, Bacillariophyta, Bacillariophyceae, Naviculales, Naviculaceae. The record is from the annotation of a GenBank genome assembly.
AUGCUCCAGGCACUCCCAGGACCCCCAACCACACUGCUCCAGGCACUCCCCAGGAUCCCCACCACAGCACACUGCUCCAAGGCACUCCCCAGGCACCACCCAACAGCACCACUGCUACAGGCACUCCCCAGGAUCCCCACCAGCACCACUGCCCCGCACACACCCCAGGACCACCCCACACACCACUGCCCCCAGGCACUCCCCAGGAACACCCACAGCCACACUGCUCACAGGCACUCCCAGGACCCACCCACAGCACACUGCUCACAGCAUCCCAGGACCCCACCAGCCACGUCCCAACACCACCAAGGAUCCCACAGCACCACUGCUCCAGGCACUCCCAGACCUUCCAACAGCACCACUGCCUCAGGCACUCCCCAGGACCCCCCAAAAACUCCCCAGGACCUCCCCAACAGCAAACUACCCCAGGCACCACCAAGACCACCACCAGCACCACUGCUCAAAGGCACCCCCUAG